AUGAUUUAAUAAUCUGGCAUCUCAUUUUAAAGUAGAUAAACUUAAUUGAAAGAUCAAAUCAUUAUGCUUGAAUAGAGAGCUUAAGAGAUCAAUCAAGAUAUUAAGAAAGUAUAUAUAUAUUUCAAUUUUAGAAAAGGAAAACUCAAGGAAGUCAAGAUAGAUAAAUCAAAUUAAAAACUCUUCAAAAUCAAAUUGAUAAAAUGAAAUAGUUGAGUGAAGAUUUGUAACAUUUAAUCAUAGAUGUAUUUAAAUAUAUUUAAUUCUUAUAUAGGAUAAGAAAUGGUAAAAAUUGAUGAUGCUUUUGGAUAUUAUGUAUUAAAAUUUAGAUAAUCCAGAACAUGAAUAAGACAUUAAUUAAGUAUAUACAAUUUCUAUUAUUUAGUUAAUCAAUCAAUUAUAUUAAACUAAAAAUGUACCAACUGCAUGGAAUGAUCGAGUCUUGUAACCAAAUAGAUUAACAAUUGAGCCUUUUGAUUAAAAAGCUGCAACUCAAUAAGCUUAAUUAGUAGAUUAAAAUUCUGCUGCAUAUAAAAUUAAAAUGAUGGACUUUAGUUAUAAUGAUAGGCCUUAGAAAAAUGAUUAUUAUUAGCCACCAACUUUUAAAGAAAAAUUGAAUUUAAAUAGUUUGCUACCUAAAUAUAAAAUGCUACCUCAUUCAGUAUUCAGUUAAUUAAGUAGUGAUACAUUAUUCUAUGUAUUUUAUUAUCAUAAAGAACCUACUGAAUAAUUAAUGGCAGCAAGAGAAUUAAUUAAAAAUUAAUGGAUAUAUAACACUAAACAUGGAUAUUGGAUGAAGAAAGAUAAACAUUAUUAAUAUGUAAUUUUAAUUUUUAUAUAUAAGAAGGAUGAAGAAAAUGAAAAAGUAAUCAAAGGACCUUUUAUUUAUUUUGAAUGUGAAGCUAAAUGGUAAUAGAAAAAAAAACCUGACUUUUCCUUUAAGAAAAAACACAUAUUAUAAUAUGAAUUAAUUUAAUGAGUU
Paramecium pentaurelia is the source of this 979-nucleotide messenger RNA. The record is from the annotation of a GenBank genome assembly. Lineage: Eukaryota; Ciliophora; Oligohymenophorea; Peniculida; Parameciidae.